This is a messenger RNA of Caenorhabditis bovis, 711 nucleotides long. Lineage: Eukaryota; Metazoa; Nematoda; Chromadorea; Rhabditida; Rhabditidae. The record is from the annotation of a GenBank genome assembly.
AUGUCCAAGACAAAUCUCAAAGAACCUGAUGACAGUCAAAUGUCGCUGACCGCCUCAAUCUAUGCCGAAUACGAGCGGAUUCUGUUGCGCGUCAUCGACACGAAACCGCUCAGCCCAACAUUCCCAAGGCAUUUGUUGACCGAACUCUACAUCGCUCGCACGAUCCUCUUCGCCGCUUUCACACUCGGCGUACGAAUCGGCAGCCUUCAACUCGUCUACACGCUCGUCGGCGCCGUGUUCGGCCCGGUGAGCCUCUUCGUGCUCACCUACGCGAUUCUACCGGCGCUCGGCGUCUACGCCGCCUACGCGUACUAUCAAAACAAAUUGAAACUCGACGAGAUCCGCGUCAUUCUACUCCUAUGGGCGAUGAGUUGCGGAAUGCUGUCAGCGACGCACAACAUCCACUACAGCCUUUCCGAUUACGGUCAACCGACCUAUUUCAUGCCAGUCAUCGUCGGAAUCAUGGUGCAUCUAAUUGGAAAUCGUUUCGAUAACGAUCGCAAAGGUCUAAUUGUGGCAAGUGUCGGCAGCGCGUUGGCCGUCUCCGUCUCACUUCUCAUCUGUUUCGGUACAACCAAUGAAAUGCUCGAAACCUUCACCAUUCCAACAUUAGGACAAUUCUCGUUCAGCGCCUUCACGUCGGUGUGCAUCGCGACGCUCAACGCCGUCGUCGGCCUACAGCUAAUGAUCGCUGAUCUCGACACAACGUGA